Lolium rigidum is the source of this 1175-nucleotide messenger RNA. RefSeq names its product aspartic proteinase 36-like. The transcript has 6 exons. Bases 537 to 1175 code for a protein of 212 amino acids. NCBI's taxonomy places the organism in Eukaryota, Viridiplantae, Streptophyta, Magnoliopsida, Poales, Poaceae. Gene Ontology annotation, biological process: proteolysis. The record is from RefSeq and is a predicted model, not a curated record. Gene Ontology annotation, molecular function: aspartic-type endopeptidase activity.
CAUUAGCUACAAAAGGAGAGCACUGGCAGGCGGACCACAUGGAACAUAAACCUGAACCCAAUUCUGAAACUCUCCUGCCCCCUUUCGUCUCUCCCCGUCCCACUUCUCCUUUGGGUCCGGCUUCUCUCCCAAAUCAUUCAAGUUCCGGUGGCUACCACAAGCUGCCUAUAUCCACCUCACGUCCCAGUGAUCGUCGGUGGCAACGGGGAUCGUUACAGGGAGGAGCACAGCCAGCGUAGGAGAGGAUCUAGGAAGGUGUGAAGGCAGGGGAGGAGCUGAGCUCACGGGGAUCAGAACCAGGGGAGGCAUAGAGCUGGUGGAGGACGAAUCAGCAACAGCGGCCAUCGGCGGCAGGCAGAGCCUUAGGCUCAUCGGGAACAAGUGAUUCUUUCACAAGUCUUUCGACCUAAAACCUAGACUAACCAAGAAUAUUGACAACUACUUGAUGGACUUAACCCCAAGAGUCGAGCCAAAGUGCCAGGUUGAAAACCCAGCAGUACUAGUAGACUAGCCAUGCGACGAGUGACACGUAUUCCAUGCAUGAGUUUUCUAACUUUUUUGUAAUGAAAUACAGUAAUAUUUUUCAACUUCAUCUGGAGACCAUUGCGGUCAAUGGUCAACAACUUGACAUUGAGCCCUCGGUCUUUAGACCAUCGAGAAGACACCUGACAAUUGCAGAUUCUGGAACUUCAUUGGCUUUUCUCGCAGAUGGAGCAUAUGAUCCAUUCAUCAAUGCGAUUGCUGCUGCAGUAACUAGAUCUGCACGCCAAGUGGUAAAAAAUUCAGAUCGAUGCUUCAUUACAUCUACCAGUGUUGAUUUGUCAUUUCCAUCAAUAACACUGCACUUUGCGGGUGGUGCCGUAAUGAAUUUGAAGCCGAAAAAUUAUCUCUAUUCUGAGGACCAAGAAACUCAUUGCAUUGCAUGGAAAAGGAACUACGGUUCACAAGUAACGAUACUUGGAGAUAUUGUAUUGAUGGAUAAAAUAAUUGUGCAUGACAUGGAGAACAUGGUCUUUGGUUGGAUGGAUUUCAAUUGUUCUCAAUCGGUUAAUGUUACCAGCUCGAUUAGGAAGAAACAUGUAAAUUCUGGGCAUGUGUCGUGCAACAUGUCGGCAAUUACUGGAUUUUCUAUCAUCCUUGCACAUAUCCUCAUAUUGUGCCAUUUCUACCGCUAG